Molecule: messenger RNA, 792 nt
Organism: Batrachochytrium dendrobatidis JAM81
Lineage: Eukaryota; Fungi; Chytridiomycota; Chytridiomycetes; Rhizophydiales
Exons: 4
Coding region: 1-792 (263 amino acids)
Biological process (GO): cellular response to oxidative stress; hydrogen peroxide catabolic process; response to reactive oxygen species
Molecular function (GO): peroxidase activity; heme binding
Source: RefSeq, a predicted model, not a curated record
AUGACUCUACAUGACUACGACGCUGUUGCUGAUGAUAUUCGCAGUAUUCUUAAAAACGAGGAUUGGGAUGACGGUUCUUUAGGUCCUGUACUUGUGCGUCUGUCAUGGCAUGCUUCUGGUACUUAUGACCACAAGACAAAAACAGGUGGUUCUAAUGGUGCAACCAUGCGAUUUGCACCCGAGUCCACUGACGAUGCUAAUGCUGGUCUUGAACAUGCUCGACGAUUCCUUGAACCCAUCAAGGCCAAACACCCUUGGAUCACCUAUGCUGAUUUGUGGACCCUUGCUGGAGUGGUUGCUUUGCAUGCCAUGAAUGGACCCAAGGUUGCAUGGAGACCAGGUAAACACAAUAGUUUGCUCUAUAUUCCUCCAAAUGGUCGUCUUCCUGAUGCUGCCCAGGGUGCUCAUCACGUUCGUGAUAUCUUUUAUCGUAUGGGUUUCAACGAUCAGGAGAUUGUUGCUCUCAGUGGUGCUCAUGCAUUGGGUAGAUGCCAUGCUGACCGUAGUGGUUUUUCUGGACCGUGGACUCACACUCCAACCAGGUUUUCCAAUCAAUAUUUUGUUUUAUUAACAACUGUGAAAUGGACCAAGAAAGUGUGGGAUGGGCCAGAGCAAUUCAAAGACCCUGAUGAUGAACUCAUGAUGCUGCCUACUGAUAUGGCUUUAUUACACGAUCCGACAUUUGCAAAGUAUGUCCAUCUAUAUGCCAAAGACAAGGAAGCCUUUUCAAAGGAUUUUGCUGCUGCCUAUGCCAAACUUCUUGAAUUGGGCAUUCCUCGUACCAAGAUCUGA